Molecule: messenger RNA, 556 nt
Organism: Xyrichtys novacula (pearly razorfish)
Lineage: Eukaryota; Metazoa; Chordata; Actinopteri; Labriformes; Labridae
Source: the annotation of a GenBank genome assembly
AUGAAGGAGUUUUUGAGGAGGGUGCACACCACCUUCCUAAAGAUCACCUUAUUUCCGAGCACCCUCGGCAGGAAAGGCCCUCAGCCUGCUGCCUCAGAGGUGCUGACCUGUCACCUGCUGCAGCGAAAACUCCCCCCGUGGACUUCAUUCUGUGUCCGCUACAGCUCCGUCCACAAUGACCAGUUUGGCCUGUCCAAUUUUAACUGGGGGGUCCAGGGAUCCAACUACCAAAUACUGAGAACAGGCUGCUUCCCCUUUAUCAAAUACCACUGUACCAAAGCCCCCCCACAGAACCUGGACUUUGAGGACAGGUUUUUCACUAUAUUAAAAGUGAUCAAUCUGGGUAAGUCAAUAUCAUUUAAAUUGUAAUUCAAUUGUAUUAAAAAGCCCUUCAAAUGCCAAAUAAACAUGUUACCUUUUUCAUUCAGGUAUCCCCUGUUUGGCUUACGGCAUAGGCUGCUGGAUGGUGAUUGGAGCCACAGAAACAGUACAAACAAGUGUCGGACCUGUCACUGUGUAUUUCGCCUACAAGGAACAAGACGGUGCACAGUACUGA